CAUCACUACCGAGUCUGCUCAGCCCGCUGGCGCAGUAAGAGUUAAUCCUUGUUGCGUUACAUAACAUACUUGGUAGAUCAGUCAUAUCAGCCCCAGAGCAGCGCUGUUGUGAGAGCCAGUGUGGUCUCGUCCUGCCAUCUGACCAAGAGGAGCACGAGUGACCGCCCCAGAGAGCGCACGUGAGGGACAGGACGACAAACGGCCAGACAAACAAGAGCUGGAGACCCCUGAUUUGACAUCUGACUGAGGAGCGCUGCGCAUCUUCACCACAGAGACCCAUCCACCUCUCCCAGCUCAGAUCUACCAAGACAGAAGCAGAAUGGUGCCAUUUCAGGAAUAUGAGAUAAAGAAGUCAUCAGGGAAGGCAAGCACUCGUAGUCGCAUUCCCCGCCUCGUCCUUCAACCUUUCCGUCCUAAAGGAUCGCCCAUUUCUGAGCUUCCAUUUUCAGAGGAGGAGAGCAAAGACUGUGACAUCAGCACAGAGAACUCAAAGAGAACCAUCAGUCCCAACAGCUUCUCAUCAGAUGACACUGGAUGCCCGAGCAGUCAGUGUGCUUCUCCAGCUAAGACCCCAUCUGGCUCCGAUAACAGCCCUCUGGGGUCACCCCCAUCAGGGGAGCGCAAGGCCACGGUCAAGAGAGUCCGAGUCAACGUGAUGGCUGAUUGGAGAGCCCCCACACAGAAGCACAAGAGGGAGCAGCAACGCCCCUCUGUACAGCACAGAGGUAGUGAGGCUGACUUUAGCUCCUCCAGUAGCACUGGAAGCUUCAAGACCCGUGAUACUCCAGCCAACAACUCCACAGGCAAGAAGAGCUGCUCCACACGCAGUCGUGUGCCCCACAUCAGGAGCCAGCCUGUGUUUAAGCCUCCAGGAAGCCCCACUGCCCAUCGCGAUGCAGAACUAUAUGCCCCUUACAGGACGCCCCCUAAAAGCCCCUUUUCAUCAAAUAUCAGCAGCAACUCUAGCCCCAGCAGCAGGAGAACCACUUCUGGGCGCUACCAUUCAUGCGGGGACAAUCAUGGCAUCAAGCCCCCCAACCCAGAGCAAUACCUGACCCCUCUACAGCAGAAAGAGGUGACCAUCAGGCACCUGAGGACCAAGCUUAAGGAUUCUGAGCAAACAGUUAAUGACCGGGAUUCUGAGAUUCAGGAGUUGAAGUCCCAGCUGGGCCGGAUGCGUGAGGACUGGAUUGAGGAGGAGUGUCACCGUGUGGAGGCACAGCUGGCCCUCAAGGAGGCACGUAAAGAGAUCAAACAGCUCCGGCAAGUAGUGGAGACCAUGAAGAACAGUCUGAUGGAGAAGGAUAAGGGCAUUCAGAAGUAUUUUAUUGAUAUUAACAUCCAGAACAGAAAGCUGGAGUCCUUGCUGCACAGCAUGGAGCUUGCUCAAAGUGGUGCCAACCUACAUGAUGAGCCCACUCUGGACUUCAUCUGUGACUCUCCAGAAAGACCUUCUGCAGGGAAGCUGGAGGAGGAACUGCAGGUGCAGGAUCAGGCAGUGGAGGAGAUGGCAGACAGCGGGCUGCUGGUUAAUGAUGAGAUGGCCAACCAAAUGGACAUCCUGGAGAAGGUUCUUAUGUCCACAGCUGUGGAUUCCAGCCAGGACUGCAGCGGCAAGCUCAUGAACCAGCCACCAGGACUGUCCACUUUACAGAGUACCUCAGUGGACACAGAGAAGAGCACAAAAGAUCAAAUCUCCAGUGAGGUCUCUGCUGAACAGCAACAUCCUGGUGAGGAGAAGGCAGUGCAGACAGAUGAAGUCUUGCAUACCCCCGAUCUCCAGGCUCUCCUUUUGCAGCUGCUUAAGCUCCAGAACACUGGGUUCUCAGGCCUGAUGACUCCCUCAUCCAACGUCCCACAGAAGUUAUCCAAAGCACAGGAACCGAACGUUCUCCAAGCAGAGGAGCACAUCAAAAAUGAGGUGCCACUUCAAGCUCAGGAUCCUGACCUUGUGGAGAUGUCUGACCACAUACCCAAUGACCCAGCCCCAACUACAUUGGUGAUUUCUCAAGAUCCUGGUGGUUCAAACCAGGGCUCAGAUCCUGAAAUGGAUCCAGGAUUCAUGGAGGAGCUAGACUUUGGUGUGAAGGAUGCUUGCAGCAAUGCAAAUAUGGCUGUAGUGGGGAAAAGUCACUGGAGCAACAGCUUCCUGAUUGAUCUAGUUGCUGUGGCAGCACCCGUUCUUCCCACAGUGGCCUGGCUAUACUCUCAGCAUGGUGUAGUUGGUGGGGCACCAGUAUACAACAUUGCAGCUUUGAUUCGUGGCUGUUGCAUUAUGGGUUUGCACUCUCUCCGCCAUGUCACACAUGGGCCACACAUGUAAUGGUCUUUCACCUGUCUGCACAGCUAACAAAAGCACUUAGAUGUCAAUUUAAAGUAGUUUUUUUUGUUUUUGUACAUUUGUGUACGUUUGUACAUUUUUUAUUAUUAUUAUUUUCAGCUCCCACUUUGCACUGUGUAUAGUUGCCAUGAUUUUAGGCAAGAAUGGUGAACUUGAAGGGAUUUUUGUUUGUUGUCUUGUUUUCCUCACAAGUUUGUACUGCUCCUUGCCAUGACUUGAUCAUCUGGGUAGGUGGUCAUGUUUCCACUGUGCUGUUCUUUAUCAGUCCAUUUCUUGCUUUUUGCAGAGUGAUUGAGUGGAAAUGGAAUUGACUGUCAGUUAUUGGAGUUUUGUUUUUUUCUUUUUUGCAUUUAUGUUGUUUGUUCCUAAAGGAUGAAAACCCUCAGCCAAAGCUUAGUCACUAUUUGUGUUCAGUGAAGAUAAUCUUAUCCUGAGUUAAAACGUUUUAAAUGUUUCUUUGUGUACUUGCCUACUCCCUAAAGAUGGUCAAUGCUACAGUACAAUUGACACUUGUAAUGUGCCUGAGCUAUGUGCAAUAUUUGUUUGUAUCAGAUGUGCUAAUAUAUUUAUUAUUAAAGCAUGGUAACCCUA
Messenger RNA from Colossoma macropomum (tambaqui), 2932 nucleotides. RefSeq names its product syntabulin (syntaxin-interacting) (gene sybu). NCBI's taxonomy places the organism in Eukaryota, Metazoa, Chordata, Actinopteri, Characiformes, Serrasalmidae. The record is from RefSeq and is a predicted model, not a curated record. The transcript has 8 exons. Gene Ontology annotation, cellular component: vesicle; cytoplasmic microtubule. The coding region runs from base 320 to 2323 and encodes 667 amino acids. Gene Ontology annotation, biological process: axonal transport of mitochondrion; synapse maturation.